Yamadazyma tenuis ATCC 10573 is the source of this 2432-nucleotide messenger RNA. The record is from RefSeq and is a predicted model, not a curated record. NCBI's taxonomy places the organism in Eukaryota, Fungi, Ascomycota, Pichiomycetes, Serinales, Debaryomycetaceae.
GUGGCACUACGAAUAUCUUCUCAUUCUUCAAAUUACAAUAUGGCAAUUGAUUAUUCCAAAUGGGACAAGCUUGAGUUAUCGGAUGACUCAGACGUUGAAGUUCACCCCAAUGUCGACAAGAAGUCCUUCAUUAAGUGGAAGCAAAGAGAUAUUCAUGAAAAGCGUCAGCAAAGAAAUCAGGAGCUCAAAUCGAUAUUAGUACAAUUAACCAUGUAUGCCAAACUUAACGAGAGGGUUGACUCUCUCUUGGAAGCCUUGACGCCAUCGCAAAUCAGUGAUGAUGCUGCAGUCACCAAAUUUCUAGAUGAAAAGUUUGACAAGCAUGAAAAGUUUGACUACGAUGCUUUACUAAAGACCAAGGGAGAUACUUUACGUAAAGGGUUGAAGGAUUUAACAUUUGAUCCGGCUGAGUUUGAAACCACUCCACCAUACAAUGAGAUGGUGGAAGACUUGUUUGUUCAAAUCAAGGAAGAUCAUGCGGAUGCCAAAGAUGCUUUAAAGUUGGUUAACUACGCAAAAGAACACAGAGCCAGAAUCGAUGAUUUGUUGUCCAAACAGAGCAUUAAGUUGGACGAUUUGUUAUACCAAAAGUCCUUGUUAAUCAGCAGUGACGACUACCACACUGGCUUUGAUCGGUCUUUCUUGAAUAAAGAUGAAGAAGAGAGAACACCAGAAACAAAAACCGUAACUUCUGUGGAGACUAUCAACUCUCCAGGCGUGACAAACACACCUCCCAAAAAGGCUGAAAAGACUGAAAAGGAGGUUUUGGAAGAGUUGCAAGUGAUGCCCGAAACAACUGAGUUUUCAAAGAUUCCGUUGGGAGACUACGUAAAGAGUGGUGCGUACUUGGUCAAACAUCCAUGGAUCUGCACUGAGCAACAGAAAGAUGCUUUGAUCAUGACUGCUUUUGACCAUCAGCUUGCUGGUGACCUGAAAGCCGCCAGGCAAGUGAUUCACCAGUCUCUUCUUUUACAGUACAUCGCCCAGUUGUGCGGAGGAGGUCCCAAUUACAAUAAAGAUGCUACUGUAAAAGCCAUCAAGCUAUUCAUAGGUAAAAUCAAUGAUCCAUCUGUGCCAGUCAGAACCGGAUUUUUACAGGACUACGAAAACACCUUCAAUCACAUCCAAAACAGAUGUGAGCUUAUCAAGCAAGAACAGUCCCAAGCCCUGGAUGAUGAUGGAGAAGAAGGAGAGGCUUUGAUUCAAUUGAGAGCUUUGGAUGAAGGUACAGAACUCUCUGUGGAUAUCCCUCCUGAAGGCACACCCGAGUAUCAACUUUUCACAACCGAAUUACCUCUUGAAAUGCAAGAGGCCGUCAAAACCAAAUCUUUGGACGAAGUCAACAAGGUGUUUGCCAAAUAUAAGAUAGAAGAUGCCGAGCAAAUCUUGGAAAUCAUUAACCAGUGUGGAGUCAUUGGAGUAUCUGGAUAUAUAGAAGAUGAGCAUGAGUUUGAAGAACUUCAGAAGCAGUAUAACGAACAACAAAUCCAGGAGGUGGAAGAAGAGGCGGAUGACAAUGCUGAUGCUGAUUCAAGUGUGGUUCAUACUGAAACCCCUAACACUGAAGAUAUUGUAGAUUGACCAUUAGUAUAUAGUAGUUGAUAAACCGGUUUAUCUUUGAUUCAACUUGGCUAAUGUUUCCAUUAAUGUAGAGCUACCAGUAGAGUCUCGGGACUGAAGCUGUGACAAAAGAGAGUUUACCUGCAGUUGGUCACUGGUUCCACUGUUUACAGAAGGUGUGUACUCGUUGUCAUUUUCAACCAGCUGCACUGGUGGGGGUGGGCGGUAUUGUGCCUGUUGUUGCUGUUGCUGAUGCUGCUGCUGUUGUUGUUGUUGCUGUUGUUGUUGUUGUUGUUGUUGCUGCUGCUGCUUUUGCUGCAAAAUCGUGAUCAUGUUUUGCAUGGACGCUGGAUCCAUGUUUUGAAUAGUUUGGAAGAGCUGUUCCUUGUUAAGCUGAAUUGGUUGUUGAUACCCUUGGUUGCCAUAAGGAAUGUUCGCCGUUUGGGGAGGAAACUGGUUUCCAUAUUGAGCACCAUAUUCAUAUUGGUUAUUAUGAUGGUUUCCAAAAUGACCACUCGGAUUGCUAUACAGAUUGUGUACAUUGUACUGGCUGUAAUGCUGACCUCCGUGUUGGUUCUGGCCCUUCUGGGCCUUCUUCUGCCCGAUCCGUCUUUCAUUUCUUCGAGCUCGGCUGUUUCCAUCUGAAUGAGUCUGUUUGUUCAACUCCAUACUAUUCAUGGUCCCCAUAUUUGCAUAUCUCUUGUUCCUAGCUUCUAGGAUGACUUCCACGCCAACAUCUGGGUCAAUGUCAGCAUAUUCAUCAAACUUGAUGCCUGCAUCGGGAGUGGUUUCAAAGACCUGAACAUCUACUUUGUUUUCCUUUACCACACAAGUUGACAUGAUUCCGGAGUAAGCAGCUUCACUUAUAACCU